Messenger RNA from Babesia bovis T2Bo, 524 nucleotides. RefSeq names its product clathrin adaptor complex small chain family protein. Gene Ontology annotation, cellular component: intracellular membrane-bounded organelle. Gene Ontology annotation, biological process: protein transport; vesicle-mediated transport. The transcript is spliced from 2 exons. Bases 26 to 454 code for a protein of 142 amino acids. NCBI's taxonomy places the organism in Eukaryota, Apicomplexa, Aconoidasida, Piroplasmida, Babesiidae. The record is from RefSeq and is a predicted model, not a curated record.
GCAAUAGCAGUUAUAUCUUCAUACAAUGAUAUACGGUGUGUUUUUGCAAAAUAUAAAGUGUGAAACACGUCUGGCUAAAUGGUAUUGCGGAUUUACACAAUCCGAAAAACAACGAAUUGCCGAUAAAAUAUUCAACGAAAUUGCUCAACGCGAUGGACGCUGGGUAAAUUUCUUUGAUCUAGAAGGUAGAAAAGUUGUUUAUCGUAUGUAUGUUGGUCUUGUGAUCAGCGUUUAUGUGGACCGUGAUGAUAACACAUUAGCCCAUCAUGAAUUGAUACAUCUUAUUGUCGAGAUUCUUGACGCAUUUUACGGUAAUAUUCGUGAACUAGAUGUGAUCUGUAAUUUCAACACUCUACAUGGACUUCUAAAUGAACUGAUUCUAGCAGGUGAACUGUUAGAGACUUCGAAGGAAGAUGUACUUGAACGAUUACGUUCAACAUAUAGAUUAAAUUGAUUUUAUAGCCCAAUUGAAAUAUAAUUCAGCGGUAAUAAUCAAUAUAAAGUAGCCUAAUGUUUCCAACGAA